Nerophis lumbriciformis (worm pipefish) is the source of this 1548-nucleotide messenger RNA. RefSeq names its product CCR4-NOT transcription complex, subunit 8 (gene cnot8). Gene Ontology annotation, cellular component: CCR4-NOT complex. NCBI's taxonomy places the organism in Eukaryota, Metazoa, Chordata, Actinopteri, Syngnathiformes, Syngnathidae. Gene Ontology annotation, molecular function: nucleic acid binding; poly(A)-specific ribonuclease activity. The record is from RefSeq and is a predicted model, not a curated record.
CACCAGGGGGCAGUGUCUGCGUUAACGGCUGCCACACAUGCACAAAGAAGGAAGCAAAGACAUAGCAACCGAAACCACGAAGAAGUCCGGCGCGGCAGUGGCCACUCGCUCGGCUGGUUACGUCGAGGAAAUUCUCUGGUAGUAUUCGUAUUUCCACAUCCCACCACCCUACCUCCGUUCUUAACGCCCUACCCCGGAGCGCCGCAGAGUUGUCGGGGUUCUCAAACUCUCGCCACCUGCCAACAUGCCAGCCGCAAUUACUGACGCCAGUCAGAUAAUCUGCGAGGUGUGGGCCAGCAACGUGGAAGAGGAAAUGAGGAAAAUCCGUCAGAUAAUUCAAAGCUACAACUACAUCGCCAUGGACACAGAAUUCCCCGGAGUGGUCGUGCGUCCUAUCGGCGAGUUCCGCAGCACAGUGGACUACCAGUACCAGCUGCUGCGGUGUAACGUGGACCUCUUAAAGAUCAUCCAGCUGGGGCUCACGUUCAUGAACGAGGACGGAGACUACCCGCCUGGCACGACGACGUGGCAGUUCAACUUUAAGUUUAACCUCACAGAAGACAUGUACUCACAAGACUCCAUAGACCUGCUGCAGAACUCGGGCCUUCAGUUCAAGAAACACGAAGAGGAAGGCAUCGAGACGCUGUACUUCGCCGAGCUACUCAUGACGUCGGGCCUGGUGCUGUGCGAGAACGUCAAGUGGCUUUCCUUCCACAGCGGGUACGACUUUGGCUACCUGGUCAAGUUGCUGACGGACGCCCGGCUCCCAGAGGAGGAACACGACUUCUUUCAGAUCCUCAACCUCUUCUUCCCCGCCAUCUAUGAUGUCAAGUAUUUAAUGAAGAGCUGCAAGAACCUCAAGGGUGGAUUACAGGAAGUAGCGGACCAGUUGGAACUGAAAAGGAUCGGAAGGCAGCAUCAGGCGGGUUCCGAUUCGCUGCUCACGGGGAUGGCGUUCUUCAGGAUGAAGGAGCUUUUCUUUGAGGACAACAUCGACGACGCAAAGUAUUGUGGGAGAUUGUACGGCCUGGGCUCCGGCUCCAGCCAACCUCAGAACGGCAUCUCCAGCUCGGGUCAGGAAGAGACCAACAACAAGCACUGACAGCCGCACUUGUUUUUAGAAUCAUCUUCGUCACGCCACCAACCCGUCUAUUCAGGUCUUCACUCUUCCCGGGAUCACAUUUCUUUUAGAAGGCUUUUACCGAGUAAAUAACCCUUUUAAAAUGUUUUUGUUGUAGCAGCGUGGGACCAGCGCCUGGUUUUUCCUCACCAGCCGCACUCUUUCACUUCUUUUUCAUAAGUGAGAAAUAAGGGCCUGUAAAUUUAAAAAAAGUAUAAUUUUUGAUGAAAAAUAAAAAUGUUUAGCGUUUCUCCACAGCCCUUCUGCGUGAAAAAAGGUAACAGCGAGCAUGCGUCCUUGCGGACAAACUAUCGUUGUCCUUGAAAAAACUUGUUCCACCGUCAGCUUCACAAUAUUUCCGUUUUGUUUUUACGUUCUUUAUUGUUUCAAAACUGUUGUAUAUUAAAUUGUUUUGUAUUUUCAAUGUA